ACACAAUCUAGCAACAGACGCCGGCUGCUAUUGACCAUCCCGUGUGUUCACGCAACCAAGCACUGUUAUUGUUCUAGCGACCUAUACACGCGGGAGAAGAACACCCACUCCCGCGACAACCCAUCAUCAGAAAAAAGAGAAUAUCAUCGUCAAACAGCUGGAUAUUUGGUGCAUUUAAAGGAAUAUUUGUUAAUGAAAUGGAGGUGUAAAUACACGCAUUUUUCAAGAUGAUGAUGUCCACACGCACCCGUACCCAAAUGCCCCUUGCCACGGCGACGGUCGGCCCACAGAGCUGGAGCGAUGCUACGGUGAAUGAGAUUAAAAUUUCGCAAGCGGCUGUGGAAAAAACAGACACGGGCCAAGAAGCCGGACGUUCUUUCGAUGCCUUGCCAUCCCUUCGAGAUAAUUGUGCUCAGCAAAGUAAUACAGUCGUUCACCAGUAUGUCAGGGAAUGCAGAAUAUCACUUGUCAAACUCCGGGACAGUUUUCUUGAAACCAAUGAAGAAGUCAAAAGUUUAUUACGCGGGAAGGAGGCGCUGGAAAAGAAACUGGAACACAUUCGAAAAGACAUUGCACUCAAUAAGAUGAGCACAGAAAUCAGAAGCACACGACCAUCAAGAGAAAGGGGAAGAGAUGGUGCAGAUGACGUAGUGGAGAAAGAAUUCCGACAUCUCCAUCAACUUAAAAAGGCUCUAGAAUUGCAACUACGCUCAGUUCAGAAACAACUUCAGGUCCUAGAUCAGUGCAGGAAGCGACUUAGCGCUGUCAUCCAAGAAAGAAACAGGGUCCUAGACCUACUGUGCCAUGCCGUCUCCUCCGUCAAUGGGCGUGCUUCUCGCAACAGUGGACGCAUCUCCCGUCAAGAGAAGACCAUGACCUUUGGUGGCAAUGGCACAGGCUACACUCGUCAGAUCAACCUGAAUGUUUCGGAGUUGCUUGGUACUGGAUCGUUGCCUCCUGAUGGAGAGGAACAAAAUGGCUCCAACACACCCCCUCCAGAUCCCCUAGGCCCGUUCACCCCAGAAGCAGCAGCUGCCAUCGCUCAGGCCAGGGAAGCACGCCAGCGCUCACAAGUCCUCCGCAAGGAAAUCCGUGAUGCCAUUGAGAAUACUCAGCAGUUGCAGCAGGCUGCACACAGAGCUGUUAAUGAUAGUCUUAAUCAGAAGGUUGCUGAGACUGUCACACUGAAGCAACAUCUGACUGUAGCAGCUGGUGAGAACCGUCAUUCCAUCCACCGUGCCCAGCGUUGGUAUGACUCUACAGAGAAGGCCUUAGGCUACACCAUUGGACCUGAGAUGCAGUCUGACUUGGAGACCAGGGAGAAACUAACCCGUCCUCUGGUCCGGGUAUACCAGCGACACCCAGGCACCAACCUACCAGAAGCACAAGAUAUUAUCAGGGGUGCUGCCGGCCUAGACGAAUCACUACUCAAGACAAGCCGUAAUAUCGGUCUCCUUCAAAUGGCACAGGGUCGUCUCCAAGGCGAUAUUAGGCACAAGCAUGCCGGUGCCAGUGUCGACUCCUCGAUCGUACGGAUGCGACGUCGCCUCGCCAACCACAGAUGGGUGAUGGGAAGCGUUUGAUUGCCUCUUUUCUCGAGGUGUUGCCAUUAGGCAUGUUUGAUUGCAGAAAAAUGAAGGAAAAAAAGCAAUAUAGUCUACUCCAUUCUUUUGAAAAUAAUGAAAAAAAUACCUGAUGAAAUAUAUUAUCCCAUUAGGUAUUAUGUUGAUAAAGGGCUAGUUAUUAUAGUGCAAGGGUUGGCAAACAAUGAUUCUUAUAGACCAAUCAGACAUCAGUUUAUUCCUAAUAUUUUUUAUGCAUUUUAUUUUUUAUUUAUUUACUUGUCACUUAGUAUAUGAAUCUUAACCACCAGUCCAAUCCAAAUUGACAUUUUCAUAAUUUAACAUUUAUUGCAUACUAAAUUUCCAAUUGCUGGGAUUUUCAGUUUGAAUAAUGCAGACCUGUCUUAUCUAAUUAUAAAAUAAUAAAUCAAUCCGAUAAAUAACAAUUAUUAAAUGUAAUAACAAGGUAUGUAGUUGUGGUAAUACAACCUCAUUAAUUGAAUCAUAGAAUAAAAAAUAAAGAUAUUUUGUGAAUAAUUUGCAUUAAAAUGGAAUGAACGUGUGAUGGCUUAAUCAGCUGGGAACUGUAUAUCUGCAAUGCACCCAAGUUUUAUUUGUUCACUCUAGUUCAAAAUAUGCUGUGAAUGGAAUGGUAUGAAGUGAGUAUAUGGGAAUUUUAUUGAAUGGAAGGACAGGUUUCAAAAUGGCAGCUCUUUGUAGAUUGUCCCAUCAUCUCUGUUGUCAGCUCAUUCCAAAUGUCUUCAUUUAUGGUAAAGUGGAGUUAUCUUCUCGUCAUGCUUACUUAUACAUCUGAAAA
Messenger RNA from Lytechinus variegatus (green sea urchin), 2379 nucleotides. RefSeq names its product coiled-coil domain-containing protein 105-like. The coding region runs from base 228 to 1583 and encodes 451 amino acids. The record is from RefSeq and is a predicted model, not a curated record. Lineage: Eukaryota; Metazoa; Echinodermata; Echinoidea; Temnopleuroida; Toxopneustidae. The transcript is spliced from 5 exons.